AUUAUUGAAAGCGAAUUGCAUUACUAGCAAUAUUUUUCGGCGAAUUUUUUCGCGGAUUCCACGCUGAGAUUGUAAAUUCAAAGCAGUAAAUAUUAUAGAUGAAUAAAAUGCUUUAUGCUUCUAAAUAUUAAAAACAAUUUUCUUACUUUAAUUGCAUAUUUGAACGUAAUUUUACAUAAUUAUAGAUCUUUCCAGUUUCGGGAAAUGAUUAAUCUAAUAUUUAAUGUAACGAUCUUCAUAGCCAUUAUUGCACAAAGAGGUUUUCUAAAUUCCACAAGGGUUUACCCGUUUUAUCAAUACAGUACAAUAUCACUUGGCAACGUGCCUUUGUUACGAACAGUUACGUUUUAAUACAUUUUCGCUGUCUUCAAUCAAAGAAAUUUAUCAUUAUUCUUGAUAAAAUAUUUGAUCGCGUGUUAUUAUAUUUGAUACGUUUUUGAUACGUUGAACAAACGAGAUUAAAGGAUGGAGAAAACAAAGAAAAUGGAAAAAUCAUCGCAUGAUCCUCAUAGAGAAUUUUUGGACAUGGACACGGACGAAGAAGAUUUUGAUCGUCAAGGUUCUUUUUUCAAAAACUCGAUUUUUUGGACUUUUGACGACAUAUCCUUAUAUUUUACUAAUAUUAUAUUCAAUGCAUUAUUCCAGGUGCAAUACGUAAAAGAUCUUACGAUACUUCCUUCGAUUAAGGAUUCCGAUUGGAAGGAGGAUUGUCAUACGGUUAUUCGCGAAUACUUUGAGAACCCAGGUUGCGCAUUAUUGAGUAUAUAUUUUGAGAUGGAUACAUUGAGAGCACGGUUAAGUGUUCCAGAAGACGAUCAAAGUGAAUUUGUGUAUUUCUUGAGGACACCUUGGCACGUGUUUACCGUCGAUAAUUUUCACGCUACAGUCAUCUUCGGCAGCAUCAAUCGUAAUGCGAUGAUGUGCGUGUUGAAAGCGAUGGAAAAUAUGUACGCACCUGCUGCACUCAACAAUGGCGAGUGGCCAGAGAGUAUCCUUCUGUUCAAAAUUAUUAAAUUGCUUGUUUUAAUUAAUAUUAAUUAUGAAGCAAAGCAACAAGAGUAUUGUUUUUUAACGAAAGCAGUUAUCAGGAAUAAUGUGUUCUUCAAUUUGCAUAAUUUUCUAAUGUGUUUAACCGAAUGGGUUUACAAACCAUUGGGUUUGACUAAGCUUUAUGUGCCGCAAGAAGAUUUGCCUGAUAUCGCAACAUCGCCGAGAGACGAAAAGCCGGAUUUAUCCGAGGAAGACGGACAGUAUGUGUCUAAUAAAUUGCGAGAAUCGGAAAAGGCACUGAUAGAUAGAUUUGAAGGGAUUGUACGAUAUUGGAUCAAACAAAUACGGGAAGCAUUAGCGAACACGUCCAAGAGCACAACUGGAGGAAUUAUUUUCGACGAGCUGCAACAUUGGACAGCAAUAUUAUUUGCAGAUUUUGAUCUGUGCUCUUUGCACGAUCAGCUCUCGAGUAAGGAAAUUCAAUCAAUAUUAUGUCUGUUGGAGAACGUUCAUUCGCCGAGCGUGGACUCUUUUCAACAUUUGACGCUACGGCUUCAUGAAGGAUUAGAACAAGCUGCAUCCAAUGUAACAUAUCUGAACGUCUUAUCGGAAGCCUGUAACAAUCUGAAAUGCCCGAAUGAGAUCGAAGAGCCUAUAACGAGAAUAUUGCUCUUGAUAUUGUUUAUCUGGACGGAAUCCCCGUUUUAUAACAUACCGCACAACAUAGAGAUACUUUGUGAGGCCAUAAAUACUGAAAUAGUGCAACAAUGUAAGAACUAUGUGGAAUUACAAGCAAUACUAGAAGGCGAUGCGGAAAAUGGAAUAAAUAUACUUCGGAAAUGUAUCUCCUGUUGUGAAACAUACAGAAUCGUAUACAAUAAAGUCACGAGUAUAACUGCGCGCAUUGGAUCCAAUAGAGAUUGGCAAAUGAACGAACAAUUAAUAUUUAAACGCAUUGACACGUUCACACAAAGAUGUUACGAUGUCAUUGAAAUAUGCAACGCUUUAAUCGUGUUUGGAAGGCGUAAUAAAGUGGAAAUGAUCGGCGGUCCAAAAGGUACUGAACACGAGGAUUAUUGUCGCCGAAUAGAGAAUUUAUUUUACGAGAAUCUUGAAGAAAUCAAACUAGUUCGCGAUAACAUUCUGGACGUUACAAAUUCCACAUGGCUAAAAAACAUGCAGAAGUUUAGAGAUUCCGUGACAGAUUUGGAGAAUAUGGUUGUAAACCUAAUCGAUCGAAUAUUUGAAGAAGUCCAAACGAUCGAGGAGGGUAUCGAGGCUAUUUAUGCUUUGCAACGCUUUAAAUAUAGAGCAUCCUUGCAAGAUACAUUAUCAACAAAAUGGGUACAGGUAUGGAAGAUGUUUGGUAAAGAAAUCGAAAGUUGCAGCAACAGCAUGACUCGGCAUAAUGUGUAUCAUCCAUUGCUUCAACAUCACACGGAAAAUUCAAUUACGUUGUGCAUUAGUAAAUAUUUAGAACGAUUAUACCACAUGAUGAUCGAUGCGUCUGACUGGAUAGGAGAAUGUACAGCCCAAAAGUACAUAUUGGAACAAUAUAAGAAAGUGAAAAGUUCCAUCGAUAAUAAGAUGGAGCAUAAUCCAAACUAA
This is a messenger RNA of Formica exsecta, 2598 nucleotides long. RefSeq names its product dynein heavy chain 2, axonemal-like. The record is from RefSeq and is a predicted model, not a curated record. Lineage: Eukaryota; Metazoa; Arthropoda; Insecta; Hymenoptera; Formicidae. The coding region runs from base 466 to 2598 and encodes 710 amino acids. The transcript has 9 exons.